UAUAAAGAGUGGAAUACUAAGGGAAGUAAGUCUCAGUCUUCGUCGUCGCACCUGACUUCAUUCUUCUCCGUGAAAUCGUCCCCGGUUUUCGUUAAUUGACUCCUCUUCUGUGUUGUGAAGAAAGCACCAUGCGUCUCGUUAUCUUGGAUACAAGCAAUGAUGUCAGCGAAUGGGCUGCAAAAUAUAUCAGGAGGAAAAUUCUGGAAUUUAAGCCAAGUGCUGAGCGCUAUUUCACUCUUGGCCUGCCGACUGGGAGCACACCCCUCGGAACUUACAGACGACUAAUUGAAUUCUACAAAGCUGGUUGCAUUUCUUUCAAGUAUGUGAAAACCUUUAAUAUGGACGAAUAUGUUAAUCUUCCCCGCGACCAUCCAGAGAGCUAUCAUUCGUUUAUGUGGAACAAUUUUUUUAAACAUAUCGAUAUAGAGCCGAGCAAUGCUCACAUACUGGAUGGCAAUGCUCCUGACUUGGACACAGAAUGCCGCGAGUUCGAAAAGAAGAUAGCAGAAGCUGGUGGCAUUCAACUUUUCGUUGGUGGAAUCGGUCCUGACGGCCACAUAGCCUUCAAUGAACCUGGUUCCAGUUUGGUUUCUCGCACAAGGGUGAAAACCCUCGCGCAGGAAACGAUAUUAGCUAAUGCUAGGUUCUUCGAUGGAGAUAUCGAGAAAGUCCCAAACAUGGCAUUAACUGUUGGAGUCGGCACUGUAAUGGACGCCAAGGAUGUCCUGAUAUUGAUUACAGGUGCACAUAAAGCCCUCGCCCUGCACAAAUCCGUAGAAGAAGGUAUCAACCACAUGUGGACCGUGUCUGCUUUCCAACAACAUCCCAGCACGACUUUCGUUUGUGACGAAGACGCCACCUUGGAGCUGAAAGUGAAAACUGUCAAAUAUUUCAAAGGUCUCAUGCAAAUUCACAAUAAAUUAGUUGAAGAUAUCUAAACAAUUCGGUUAUCAAAUGAGGCCACCUUCUUUAACAAGUCACAGGUUAUCUUCCAAUAAUUCGACUGAGUCCGGACAAUACUGCAAGUGGUUUAUUUUCCUUGUUUUGCCUGAAUUAUGAAACUUGAAAAUUUAUCUUUACAAUUUUAUUUUCUAAACAUUUUGUUUUCAAAGGAAAAAAAAUUAUUUUUCUAUCGUAUUACUCUGAAAAUGUAUAUUACAGACCAAUUUAAAAAAAAUUAAAAU
Messenger RNA from Octopus sinensis (East Asian common octopus), 1184 nucleotides. RefSeq names its product glucosamine-6-phosphate isomerase 1. The transcript has a single exon. The record is from RefSeq and is a predicted model, not a curated record. Gene Ontology annotation, cellular component: cytoplasm. Bases 129 to 938 code for a protein of 269 amino acids. NCBI's taxonomy places the organism in Eukaryota, Metazoa, Mollusca, Cephalopoda, Octopoda, Octopodidae. Gene Ontology annotation, biological process: N-acetylneuraminate catabolic process; N-acetylglucosamine catabolic process; carbohydrate metabolic process. Gene Ontology annotation, molecular function: glucosamine-6-phosphate deaminase activity; identical protein binding.